Messenger RNA from Dendrobium catenatum, 2536 nucleotides. RefSeq lists its product as uncharacterized. The record is from RefSeq and is a predicted model, not a curated record. NCBI's taxonomy places the organism in Eukaryota, Viridiplantae, Streptophyta, Magnoliopsida, Asparagales, Orchidaceae. Bases 243 to 2465 code for a protein of 740 amino acids. The transcript has a single exon.
UCCAGUCUCUUUCUCUAGCAACCCAACGGUGGAAUAACCGAGACUGGCCUGGUGGAUUUCCAGCCCACGGUCACCGCCGAUUGCCGGCAUGGACGGUCAGGAUGCUGCACAUCUUCGGCCGCCACCGGGCAACAGCUCCCCUUAAAUGCCGGAGAUGAAAGGAGUGGAAAAAAAGAGAAACUUUUACAAGGAUCGGACUAACUGUAACUGAACUAUCUUCAAGCUAAGAAAAGCUUUUGUCGAUGGCGGGUGAGAACUCGCCGGGGACGACGCUGUCGGCAGAGGCGGCUGAGGCGACGGUGAGGGCUGUGACUAAGAGGUAUGACGCUCUCGUGGCAGUACGGACAAAGGCGUUGAAGGGGAAAGGGGCGUGGUAUUGGGCUAACCUGGAGCCUUUGCUCGUCCAUGGCUCCGACUCCGCGCUCCCUAAGGCGGUCAAGCUCCGCUGCUCACUAUGCAACGCCAUCUUUUCCGCCUCUAAUCCGUCUCGCACUGCCUCCGAGCACCUCAAGCGCGGUACUUGCCAAAACUUUUCGUCCGCUGCAGCGGUCGCCUCCUCCUCUGCCCCGAGACCCAUCUCGUCACUUCCCCCGUACGGCAAACGCACUUCUCCAUCUUCCGCUCCAGCUAGAACCUCUUAUCUUGCCUUGGUUGAUCCUUCUACCGCGGAGCCCGCCUUCUCUUCCUCACCAACCCCACCACCUCAGCCUCCGCCUCCGCCUGCUCUCCCCGCUCCGCACCAGCGAUUGCUUUUUUCCGGUGGACGGGAGGACAUCGAUGCGCUCGCCAUGCUUGAAGACAGCGUGAAGCGGCUGAAGAGCCCAAAAGCCUCACCCCGCCCCGCCCUCCCCAAACCCUUGUCCGAUGCUGCUCUCUCCCUCCUCACCGAUUGGUUCCUCGAAUCCGCCGGUGCCGCCUCUCCUUCCUCCCUAUCUCAUCCAAAGCUCCAAUCUUUCCUCCACCAAAUUGGCCUCCCGACCCUCUCCCCACGCCGCAUCACCGGCCCGCUCCUCGACUCCCGCUUCCGCGAAGCGCGUGCGGAUUCCGACGCUCGAGCCCGCGACGCUGUCUUCUUCCAGCUUGAAUCCGCCGGAUGGAACUCAGACACCGAAGACACCCAGAGCUUGAUCAGCCUCGCGGUGAACCUUCCAAAUGGAACCACCGCCGUCCACCGCGUGAUGCUUAUCUCUGCUCGCGCUCCCUCUGAUUACGCUGAGGAAGUCCUCCUCACCGCCAUGGCAAGCAUCACCGACGAAGACAACAGCGGACGGUGCGUCGGCAUCGUCGCCGACAGAUUCAAGUCCAAAGCCCUUCGGCGCAUCGAGACAGAGCACAAAUGGAUGGUGAACCUCCAUUGUCAGCUCCAAGGAUUCCAUAGCCUGAUCAAAGACUUCGCCCGCGAUCUCCCCCUUUUCCGUUCCAUUGCGGCCAAUUGUUCCCGUCUCUCAGCAUUCUUCAACUCGCACUCAUUAGCUCGUGCCCUGCUCCACAAACAUCAGCUCCAAAAUCUCAACCACAACUACCUCCUUCAUUCCCCUCCCCCUUCAAGCAACAAUAUUGACUCCGUGUUCGCAAUGCUGGAAGAUGUAACUAAUUCCUCCCAUUCUCUUCAAUCUGCAAUACUUGAAAAUGAAUUCAAGCUACUCUGCAUGGAUGACCCGACUGCAAGAGAGUUUACUGAGAUGAUCGGAAAUGUUCGGUUUUGGACAGAAUUGGAAGCGAUUCGCUCGCUUGUGAAUCUUGUAAAGACAAUGAGUGACGAAAUGGAGGCCGAGCGGCCAGCGGUUGGCCGAUGCCUGCCUAUAUGGAAUGAAUUAAGGGCCAAAGUAAAGGACUGGCGCGCAAAGUUCAAUGUAGAAGACGACACUGUCGACCAUGUCGUCGAGCGGCGGUUCAAGAAGAACUACCACCCGGCUUGGUCGGCGGCGUUCAUAUUGGACCCAUUGUAUCUAACCAAGGAUGCAAGCGGCAAAUACCUCCCACCGUUCAAAUACCUGACGCCGGAUCAGGAGAAAGACGUCGAUCGUUUGAUAACGCGACUGGUGUCGCGAGAGGAAGCUCACAUUGCUUUAAUGGAGUUGAUGAAAUGGAGGACGGAGGGACUCGACCCGCUCUACGCCCAGGCCGUCCAGGUGAAGCAUCUUGAUCCGGCGACGGGUAAGAUGAAGGUGGCGAACCCGCAGAGCAGCAGAUUGGUGUGGGAGACAUGCCUAAGUGAGUUCCGGUUGUUAGGAAAAGUGGCGGUGCGGCUUAUUUUCCUUCAUUGCACGGCAUACCGUGUUCGGUGCAGCACAUCGCUGCUCCGACUGGGGCGGGGGUCGCCCGCGGCAGCCGAGCGGGUGGAGAAGAUGGUGUUUGUGGCGACACAUGCGAGGUUUGAGAGGAGAAGCUUCUCGAACGAGGAGAAAGAUCCCGAGAUCUUCGGCGAAGAGGAGGAUGUCUCUGCGGAGGCUUCUUCAGUGUAAUUUUUAUUUUAUUUUAUUUUUCAAAUUUAAAUGUUCCUUUUUUUUAUCUUAGAUUAGAUUUCUUACUUGUA